CCCCCCCCCUCGCUACGGCCCUGCGUAAAGGACUAACAACGCCAAUGCUUCAUGACCCAUAGUCAUGGCCCCGAACGAACUGCCUCUUCAACGGUACUACAACCCUCCAAUAAGCUCGCCAGAUUAGCGCAACGUGCUAUUGGGUAUACGAAGCGAGACUGCUAAUAUGUUAAAAUCUUUUACAGAAAGAACAAAGAAAGUUGAUGUCUCAAAAUAUUAUUGCGAUAGCGAUUUAGGUGAGUAGUGGUUGCAUUAUAAUUGCAUAGACUACAAAAUCGGUAGCUGCUUAAUUAAAUUUUUUUUUGUUUUACUACUUCUUCUUUUUACGAUAAAAAAUGUCACUCAGUACUCAGAUUAUCACUAUCAACUAUAUAUAUGAUGUAAAAAUACAUAAAAAUUACGGAAAGGAGAAUGCCCAGAUGUAUGUAGAUUGCAAAAUUGCAAUGAUGGUGACUAGAUUUUGGGGAAAGAAUUAACUAAUAUUUUGCUUGUGUUUUUCAUUCUGUAUAUAGUAAUAAAAGGAAGAUUUAUUGUCCGUAAUCCUUGGCCAUUUAACCAUAUCAAAGUUUUCGCUCUCGAUAGUUUCAAAGAGCCAUUCGUUCAAAAUAAGAGCUACAAUGUCAUGUAAGUAUUGUCUGUAUCAUUUUGCAAACCGUGAUGAACACAAUAAUUUAUCGUCAAACUUAUCGAUAAUAGUCGAAAUUAGUGACUUUACGGUUCCAUAUAUUCAUUUUCCUCGCGCUGUAUUUUCUUCGCUUUGGUUAACUCACGUCUUCUUCACAUGUGAACGAUCCGAAUUUGAAUUUUACGCGCGAUCUAUCAGUGUAACUUUGAGCUGAAAGACCCACACUCGCACAAUGAUAACAUAGUUAUUUUACUGUGGUUUAAAAUCAUGGUUUCAUAGUGUAUAUGUAAGUUUAAAUUUGACUACGAGUACAACGUUUAGGCUUAUUUUUUUUUAUUUACGAGCUUUGUCAUAAAUGACUGGUGAUCCCUACAGGGCUUCUUGCCCCAUUCAACAGGGCCCCUUAAACUAAACAUUUACAUCAAUUACAACACGUUAUAUCUACAAGGCUCGACAAAGGACGACACGAGUGACAUUUAACACAGACAGUUUUAAAUUAUUGUGGUACAUUAAUGUCAGUUCAGUCAUUUCGUGAUAAUAUUUCAACAAGUAUGAUUUGAAUUGGCCAAUGGUGACGUCAGCGUUGCGGAUAUAUGAUGGCAAGCAAUUAUAUGUUCUAUGAGCUCUAUUAAAAUAGCUAUUUUGAAAAGUUAAAGUGUUUACUCUAGGAGCGUUAGUUAAAAUAUUUUUAGUUGAAUUGAGUCUCGUGACACGACCACUAGACUUCACAACAAUGUUUGGAUCAUUUGACUUCAGAGCUUUGAAGAAAUAUACCAAAUCCAGGUACUCAGCAACGUUUACAAUCUUUGCGCACAGGUCUGGCCCGAUUUCUGUCGCCUUGCUUGCUUACUUGCUUGCUUGCUUACAGGGAGCACGGGGUUCAUGCAAUUAGAGAGUUUCACCACUGAGUCAGCUAAGCUACCUUGGUACUGUAGGUCGAGUGUAGGGAACUCUCUAGGAUUCAUAUUAGAAGACGGAUUUCCGACCAAAACGGGAAACUCGUGACGGAUUUCCGUCUGGUAGGAAUAUGAAACGAAAACCAUCGGACAGAUAAACACGAAGAAUAGGAGACCCUCCAUCCCAGUCUCUUUUCAACGUUAUAUACGAGCAGAAACCCGUCUUGAUUAUUCGUCUGAUAUAAAUUUCCCGUCGUUCAGACGAGAAAGUUAGACGGAAAGGUUGAGACGGAAAACCCGUCGUUAACCGAAUUUAUAUCUGAACAAGUUCUCGUCUUGGACGAGUUUCCCGUCUCAGACGGAAAUCCGUCUUCUAAUAUGAAUUCAGCUAUUGGCUCUACAUUUUUAAAAGUAGAAAUAAUUUCUGCAUUUUAAUGUUAUGUUUAAUUGUCCGUGAUAGCUGCGUUCCUCAUUCAUGAAUCGUAAGCCUCUGUUCAUUUUCUUAUCAGGAAAGUGCGCACUUUCGUAGGAAAGUGCAAUUGAAUUGAGAUACUUUAAUCCCGAAUGGGGUAUUAGAGCUGCUCCCAUCAGUUCAUUUUCAUAAUCGAUUAAUUGUUAUCAAAAAUGGAUUAACAUCAAUUAAUCGUAUUGAAUAAAUCUCCACACGUCCACUGUGGUUAAUGCCACUUUCAAGAAAGGAGCAUGAUUUAAAGUACGUUUAUAUUUGACAUCCAAUGAGAGCGCUAGUGUAUGGUUGCCCAGUAUUUAUGACAAUGGACCUUUCCCCUUAUAACUAAAAUUUUGAUCUAGACAAAAAUUUCAUCACAGCUUGAAAGAGCAUCACAAAAUUAGUAAUAUUACGAAGUUUCGUUGCGAAAUGUUAUAAAAUGCGGAUAAUAUAUAGCCUUGCGAAGUUUACCGUUUUUCAGUCAUUUUGUAUUACGCACGGGAAAUUGACAGCCCAAUCGGGUGUUGGGGCUGUCAAUUUCCCGUUAGUAAAUAAUACUUAAUGACCCAAGUUGACAACACAAUAUUAAACACAAAUCUUUAUUUUGUGGGAGAGGGGUUCGGGGUUGUGAAGAGUCCAUUUACAGUAUAUGACAAGCAUCAUGCCAACUCGUAUGUCACACCCUAUUAGCUGCACUGAUUCUGAACUGGCACUGAUAAUCUGACCAAGAUUCACUUGGACAGUCCUAACCUGACCAACUAGAGCACAAGACCCCAGUAUGGACAGUCCUUACCCUGACCAAUCAGAGCGCAAAACCCCUAUGGACAGUCCUUAACCUGACCAAAGGCACAAAACCCAUAAGGCCAGUCCUUAACCUGAACAUGGGGGGUAACCCCCCAUGGACAGUCCUUAGAUUUAGAUAUAUUAUGUGUGACAUAUAUUGAGUCUAUGGGCCUGAAGUUGACAUUUUAUGGAGACUUCAACCCGAACCACAAAUCUUUAUUUGAAUUACUCAACAAGAACUUACAAGCAAAAUAUUUUCCAUGCACAAUAAUAUCCAUAAUAUCCACAAUGAAUUAGAUAAGCUAGUCUACCAACAAUUCAGAAUGUCCUUGAGAUCGGUCGUAGCAUCCCUUUGUACAUAAUCAUAUACCAAUACAUACAAUGCGUGUCUAUCCAUAUCUUUCCAUGGGAACGGGUAUAUAGUAGACAUAAGAAUGUUAUUACUGCAUUCCCUAAUAUUGUAACAUUAAAACUUUAACUGUUUGUUUUAGUUUGUUGUUUUUUUUGUUGUUUUUUUUUGGGUUUUUUUUAAAUUUUAAUUUUUAAAUCCAGUCAAGGUAAGCAGAGGAGAGGUGGGUGGGUGGGAAAAAUGUUUUGAUAUAAAUGUUACUCUGUCGACAGCUCAGGGUAAAUUACAUUAUUUUGCAUGAACUCGUGCAUGUUAUGCGCCAAUUAGGAUGGGCUGUGUUAUGGCCUAUGAUUGGUCAAAGCACAGAACACAGUCGUACAAGGUUUUCAAUUGGUUCACAGCAAGUUUCACGGUUUGUGCACGUGAAUGCGUGCUAGCUGGCAGAAGAUGAUCUUUGACCUAUAUGUCAAGAUCUUUGACCUAACUGUCAGACAAGGUUGAUAUAAACCAGGGAUUCCUCCUCAUCUUACCAUUGCACCUUGUCUCAUUAACUUAAAUUUAUAUGGGCUAUAAAUUUGCUAAAAUUACUGAAAAACGGCAAACUUCGCAAGGCUAUAUUAUCCGCAUUUUACAACAUUUCGCAACGAAACUUCGGAAUAUUACUAAUUUUGUGAUGCUCUUUCAAGCUGUGAUGAAAUUUUUGUCUAGGCUUCUCUAGAUCAAAAUUUUAGUUAUAACGGGAAAGGUCCAUUGCGAUCAGCCCAGCUUACUUUUACGACUACAUUCAUGGUGAUAUUUCAAGGAAAUAGCGGCAGGAUGGAUUUCCUGGGACAUCUGUCUUGUGGGCUGAUGUAUAGUCUGAAAUAUAUUCUAUAAUUUUAGAUAUAAAAAUGAAGACAGACAUGGUUGUUAUCACCACUAUAAUUUUAUAAAGGAUUACUUCUACUUCGCUACGAGCUAUACGACUAACAAAGAUGUAUUUACCGUGACGGCCGCCAUAGCUGACGAUGGCUCAAGAGAAGCAGCUUAUUUAAAGGCAGCGUUACCAAAAUACAAAAACAAAGAUUUAUUGUGUCAACCACCACUGCCACCAGAAUGACGAAAUGAUUGGAAUUGCGCUUAUAUUUUUUAAAAUAGUAUACAAUAUAGCUUUAUGGGAAGUUUUUUUAUGGAUUUCUGAAAUACAAAAAUUAUAAUUAUAAGAUCAAGAAUUAAUAAAUUACCUGAAUCACGAGUGUGUUAAUAUUAUAGCUCUCUCUUGUUUUGUCUUACCAUCCCCAUAGUGCGGAUGGUUCAUCAAUGUUGGUCGAUUAUUUAUCGAGCUGCCUCUCAAUUCUCAAAUGUAUUAUUAUCUUGGAUGACUUUAAUAGACUAAAUACUUCACGA
Molecule: messenger RNA, 4487 nt
Organism: Paramuricea clavata
Lineage: Eukaryota; Metazoa; Cnidaria; Anthozoa; Malacalcyonacea; Plexauridae
Source: the annotation of a GenBank genome assembly